Actinia tenebrosa (Australian red waratah sea anemone) is the source of this 1904-nucleotide messenger RNA. RefSeq lists its product as uncharacterized. Lineage: Eukaryota; Metazoa; Cnidaria; Anthozoa; Actiniaria; Actiniidae. The record is from RefSeq and is a predicted model, not a curated record.
AGGCAUGUUCAAACUAUUUUUUUUUGAUAUUUUUUCGCUUCUAGUCCCAUACAUUUACUGUAAGUCAAUUCGUACACACCACAAAUAUAUAUUGCUUGGGCUGCCUGUAGUUUAACAGAUCCAUGGCGUCCAAGACGUUCACAGACAGGGAGCUGAACUACUUUCGUAUUUGUUACAUUGUCACGCGUGCUGUACCUGAAGAGCUGAGAAAAUUCUUUAAACAAGAAUGGGACAAGUUUUUCAAGGCUACGCAUGGAGAGUGGCGUGACACAGCCAAGAAUGGAAACGAUUUCGAUAACAUGGAGUCGCCGAGAAAUAAGAGUCGGAAUGCAAGGCUUCUGUCUGUAAUAGUGAAUGGUAACACCAGUGAAUGGGACUGUACUUGCCUCUUUUAUGCUAUUCUAUACUCAGAUUCUCUUGGAAAAUCUCUCAAACAUAGUCCUGCAUGGAAAAGCAUCGACGCGUUACGAAAAAUUCGUAAUAAAGUUUUUGCCCAUACCAUCGAUGGAAGCCUCGAAGACGUGGAUUUUCAAGCUUCUGUUCAAAAAGUUUUAACGGCGUUUUCAACCUUGAAGCUGGAUGCUUCAGCAAUAGAACACAUGAAAAACCAAAAAGUGUUCUUAACAGACGAGGUGCUCAGUCUUCAGCAUCAACUUGAAACAGAAAAGAAACGUAUCGCUGAAUUGUUUUCGUUUUGUGUGUUGCCCCCCAAACCUUCCCAUGAUACCACUGAACGUCCAGAAGAAGUAUCCAGUAUAUACGAAGAGAUGACCAAGUUAAGAAACGCCAAGAACAAUGAGACAACUGUGACGUAUCUGUCUGGGAAUCCAGGCUGUGGAAAAACUGAGAUGGCAAGGCAAAUCGGGCAGAAACAUUUCAAGAAAGAGGGYGAYGAAGGAGCAGAUCUAAGGUUCGUAUUCACUCUCAAUGGAUUYAGCUUGRAUACSYUGCUUCAGUCRUACAUAGARUUYGGUGGUCAWCUCAAUYGYGACCAAGAAMGSAUAACAAMCAUUAGUACAGCACAGGAUYUCAGUAAAGAGRARAAARUCWMACAAAUAAGAGGUUUWRUCGYCWCCAGAAUUCAGACAUAUUCUUCCUGGCUCAUCAUUGUUGAYAACRUCRUAGAUCUUAAGUCGGUUUUYCAAUACUUGCCUCAAGCUGGAGAAAGGACAGUUGGAAAAGGUCAGAUCUUAGUCACAACUCAGGACAGUCAAUCCAUUCAAAAAAGUGAUUCCUAUACGUACCAUACGUCUCUAAGCCAAGGAAUGAAACAAGAAGAAUCGAUUGCUUUACUUUGCCAAGUAUCUGGUUUAGAAAGCGAUGACAACACGUCGGAAGUAGUCAGGGCUCUCGAUUUCCAGCCCCUUGCAUUAGCAUGUGCUGCAGUUUACAUGAAACAAAUAUGCAGUGUAGGAAAAGAUAUUACCUGGGGAAAAUAUCUUGAAAAGCUGCAAAACGACCAACUUGAGGCAACAGAAGCAGCUUAUGAGGUAACAAGUUUAGCUUACCGAUCGACAAUGACUACUGCUGUGAAGUUGGCCUUGGAAAGAGAAGUUGACAAGAACGAGGUAAUGAUGCAUGCGUUUCAGUUUUUGUCUUACGUAGCUCCUGACCCGAUAUCACUGAAAUAUGUCGUUGAAUAUGUUAAGAAGUGCAUGCCAAAGCAGGACGAUGAGCUUCUGGCUGCAAAGAUAGCUUCUUCAUCGCUUGUCAUUUCUUCCGAUGGUGAGUCCAAAGAGGUUCGCUUGCAUCAAGUUGUGUAUGACUGCAUGAAAAAGGUUCUGAGUCAAAGAAAUACAAGCAAAUGUAUUGUGUUUGAAGUGGUUUUGGCCUUUUCAGAUAUUCAUUCUUUUGAUAUGGACAAAAUAUCCGACNUCAUAACGUCACGCAUCUACUAUCGAUAG